Messenger RNA from Triticum aestivum (bread wheat), 8763 nucleotides. RefSeq names its product pentatricopeptide repeat-containing protein At1g15510, chloroplastic. The transcript is spliced from 7 exons. Gene Ontology annotation, molecular function: RNA binding; zinc ion binding; protein binding. The record is from RefSeq and is a predicted model, not a curated record. Gene Ontology annotation, biological process: RNA modification. Lineage: Eukaryota; Viridiplantae; Streptophyta; Magnoliopsida; Poales; Poaceae. The coding region runs from base 161 to 2758 and encodes 865 amino acids.
UUCGUUAAUCACCUCGGUUCCCUCCUCACAGCCGGCUGCUUAUCCAUUCGCGCUACGGAAGCAAGCGGCCACCAUGGCGCCACCGCCUCCCCCAAACCUCCGCUAAACCCCGGGGCCAUGCCCGCCGCCUCCUCGUCCUCCACCACCGCCGCCCCCCAAAAUGCCUCCUCCGCCCACGGCCACGUCGCGACCGAACCCUCCCCUCCUCCUCCUCGCCCCGCCCCGCUCCCCGCCCGCCGCGCGCCACCUCGCCCCGCGGAGCAGGCGCCUCAGCUCCUCCUCCACCACCCGCGUGGCCGUCUCGCCGUCGCCGCCGCCGCCUUCGUCGACGGCGGCCUCCGACACGAGCGCGGCGCUGCGGGCGCUCUGCGUGCACGGCCAGCUGCCGCAGGCGCUCUGGCUGCUCGAGUCCUCCCCGGAGCCGCCCGACGAGGACGCCUACGUGGCGCUCUUCCACCUCUGCGAGUGGCGCCGGGCCGCGGACGCCGGGAUGCGCGCCUGCGAGCACGCCGACGCCGCGCACCCCACCUUCGGCCUCCGCCUCGGCAACACCAUGCUCAGCAUGCUCGUCCGCUUCGGCGAGUCGUGGCACGCCUGGGGCGUGUUCGCCAAAAUGCCCCAGCGGGACGUCUUCUCCUGGAACAUCAUGGUGGGCGGCUACGGCAAGGCCGGGUUCCUGGAGGAGGCGCUCGACCUGUACCACCGGAUGCUCUGGGCCGGGGUCAGGCCCGACGUCUACACCUUCCCCUGCGUGCUGCGCACCUGCGGGGGCGUCCCCGACUUGAGGAUGGGGAGGGAGGUGCACGCCCAUGUCCUGAGGUUUGGGUUCGGGGUCGAGGUCGACGUGCUCAAUGCUCUCGUGACCAUGUAUGCCAAGUGCGGGGACGUCGGGGCUGCACGGAAGGUGUUUGACGGUAUGGCCUUGACGGACUGCAUUUCUUGGAACGCCAUGAUUGCUGGGCAUUUCGAGAAUCAUGAGCGGGAGGCGGGGCUGGAGUUAUUUCUGAACAUGCUGGAGAAUGAGGUGCAGCCGAAUCUCAUGACGAUAACCAGCGUGACUGUUGCGUCCGGAUUGCUGUCUGACCUUGAAUUUGCAAAGGAAAUGCAUGCGUUAGCAGUAAAAAGAGGUUUUGCCACUGAUGUUGCGUACUGCAACUCUUUGAUUCAGAUGUAUACUAGUCUUGGGAGGAUGGCGGAAGCAUGCACGAUAUUCUCAAGAAUGGAGACCAGAGAUGCCAUGUCAUGGACAGCCAUGAUAUCAGGGUAUGAGAAAAACGGCUUCCCAGACAAAGCUCUUGAAAUGUAUGCACUGAUGGAAGUAAAUAAUGUUAGUCCUGAUGAUGUUACUGUAGCAAGCGCUCUUGCUGCUUGUGCUUCCUUGGGGCGAGUAGAUGUUGGAAUCAAGCUGCAUGAGAUUGCUACAAGCAGGGGAUUCAUCAGGUACAUUGUAGUUGCAAAUGCACUCCUUGAAAUGUAUGCAAAGUCCAAGCACAUUGAUAAAGCGAUCGAAGUUUUUAAGUACAUGCCUGAAAAGGAUGUAAUAUCAUGGAGUUCAAUGAUCGCGGGCUUUUGCUUUAACCAUAAGUGCUUUGAGGCUCUGUUCUGUUUCCGGCAUAUGCUGGCAGAUGUAAAACCCAAUUCUGUUACUUUCAUCGCUGCUCUUGCUGCUUGUGCUGCUACUGGAUCUUUGAGGUAUGGUAAAGAGAUUCAUGCACAUGUUUUAAGGCGAGGUCUGGCAUCUGAAGGUUAUGUACCCAAUGCUCUUCUGGACUUGUAUGUGAAAUGUGGCCAUACAGGCUAUGCUUGGGCACAGUUCAGUGCGCAUGGUGAAAAGGAUGUUGUAUCUUGGAAUAUCAUGCUUGCUGGUUUUGUUGCUCAUGGACAUGGAGAUAUUGCUUUAUCAUUCUUCAACGAGAUGCUAGAAACUGGAGAGCAUCCGGAUGAAGUUACAUUCGUUGCUCUAUUGUGUGGUUGCAGUAGGGCUGGAAUGGUUAGUCAAGGUUGGGAACUUUUUCACCGCAUGACUGAGGAAUACUCAAUUGUUCCAAAUCUCAAGCACUAUGCAUGCAUGGUGGAUUUACUGAGCCGUGUUGGGAGAUUAACACAAGCUUACGACUUCAUAAAUAGAAUGCCUAUCACACCAGAUGCUGCUGUAUGGGGAGCCUUGUUGAACGGAUGUCGGAUACACCGGCAUACUGAACUUGGGGAGCUUGCUGCCAAAUUUGUCCUUGAGUUGGAACCUAAUGAUGCUGGAUAUCAUGUUCUUUUGUCUGAUUUAUAUGCUGAUGCUGGCAAAUGGGCUGAAGUGGCUAGAGUGAGAAAAACCAUGCGAGAGAAGGGAUUGGAGCAAGACUAUGGGUGUAGCUGGGUUGAGGUUAAAGGAGAUAUUCAUGCAUUUCUUACAGGUGAUGAAUCGCACCCGCAGAUCAAAGAAAUAAAUGCUGUUCUACAUAGCAUAUAUGAGAGGAUGAAAGCAUCUGGUUUUGAUCCUAUUGAAUCUUAUUCUUUAGAAGAUAAAGAAGUAUCCAAGGAUGACGUUUUAUGUGGCCACAGUGAAAGACUAGCUGUCGCUUUUGGUCUCAUCAAUACCACACCUGGCACCUCUAUUUUUGUCACAAAGAACCAGUACACUUGCCAGAGCUGUCACGGUAUAUUGAGUAUGAUUUCUAAGAUAGUUCGCAGAGAGAUAAUUGUCAGGGACACCAAGGAAUUCCACCAUUUUAGGGACGGAAGUUGUUCAUGCGGAGGUUCAGGCUAAGAAGACUAUAAUACGUGGCCAUGUGCUAAUACUCCUCAGUUCCGAAUCACCAGUACAUAACUCUUUUGCAACAAGCAUUGUGAACUUGAUAUAUGUAGUCACUAGCAAGUAGAAGGAUAGCUUCGAUACGGCAACAUGCCCACCACCAGGCUGCUUUGCUGCUUAGAUAAACAUAGCUUGUGUUUUGGGUUAUGCGUAGAAGCUCCAUGCAAAUUUACAGCUUGGUACAUGACAAAAGAUGGUGAAAAGUUAUCGGAGAUGCUGGGAAUUCAGUUCCAACAUAUCUUGACCUCACAGAAAUCCCCUGAAGUAAUGCGCUUCUUGGAGAUGAUAUUUGCUUCCAACAACUUGCCAAAAGAAAUAUCAAUUCAGAGACAGAGGUAGUAGCUUAUAUUUUGGGUUAUAUGUAGAAGCUCCAUGCAAAUUUACAGCUUGGUACAUGACAAAAGAUGGUGAAAAGUUAUCCAAGAUGCUGGGACAUAUCUUGACCUCACAAAAAUCUCUGGAAGUAAUGCUUCUUGGAGAUGAUAUUUGCUUCCGACAACUUGCCAAAAGAAGUAUCAAGUUGUAUAAUGGUGGAGCCAUUGUUUAUAAGGCGGUAAAGCGACCUAAGGCGAGCAUCACCGCUCUGACGCCGAAGCGGCCCCUAAGCGCCUAAAGCAAAUGCUUAAGUGCCUAAAGCGGACAUAUUUCUAAGGCCGCUGCCAGGGCGCCCUAUCGCUUAAGCGUCUAAAGCAGGACGCCUUACAAACAAGGGGCGGAGCUGUACUUUUUUGCAGGUUUUAUGUUAAUAAUAGUGUAUGCAUGAAACUAGGCACUUCAGUGUUUUGAGAUGACUUGAUAAUGCCAGUGUGGACUGAGUGCUAGCUCAGUGGUAGGGGCAUUGUUUAGUGCUCCCACUCAGCCGGGUUUGAGCCCUCACGGGAGCAAAUAUUACAACUGAGGCUCACACUUGUAAUUGAAAAACAUGAAGCUAAGGCAUUCAGAAUAAAAUAAAAAUAAAUUUGUGACUUGAGUUAUACUUGGACCUAAGAUGUCCAUAUACCUGGAAAAUGUGAAGGACACCUCCUCGGUGACUCAUUUAGGAACCGUCAGAAUGUUUUUUCCCUUUUGCUUUUUUGCAACCGGCAGUAUGGUUGCCGAGACUGACCCAUAUCAGAUUUUGCAGCAUAGUCUCGAACCAGUUUGGCAAGUGGGCCAAAAGUAUAUUCACAACUUUAUGUUCAUAACUGAAGUGUUAUUGGCUUCUUUCAUUUUGACAUGCAUCUCUUAUAAGUUACAACACAUAAUGCCAUAGUUUCAUCCCAUUUAUCAUACUUCAGCACAUUGUCCUGAUGGAUUAGUAUUGGCCCUGUAUUGAUGUUUGGGUCUUGACAUUGAGAUAGUUUACUGUGCUUGUGACAUGCAUCUCUUAGAAGUUUCAACACAUAAUGUAAUCGUUUCAUCACAUUUGUCAUAUUUCAGCACAUUAUAUUGAUCAGUACUGGCCCUGCAUAGAUGUUUGGGUCUUGACAUUGAGAUAGCUUGUUGUGCUUGUUUCAGCAACAGUACUUGGGCAAGACCAAACCUCUCUUAGAAGCUGAGAGCACUUUGUAUUUGAGCACAUUAUACUAGUGGAUUAAUACCGAUUUUUUCUGUGGCAAUGUAUGAAAUAUUUCUUGAGAACCCUGUGCUCAGCUACAAUAGUGACAUCCACAGAACAAAGGUAUCCAUAUAUGUUUUCUGACCUUGUUGAGUGGGGAACGACAAGCAGCUGACUGUUGUAAUCCACACCUUGGCAGCUGAUACAGUAUUGUGGAUCGCCACUUGCAAGUUUUCUCUAUAAAUUGAACUGUCCAUCGGUGUACUUUUAUUGUACUCUGUAAUUCUGUACACUUUAACUCUUGUGCCUGAAGCUGCUGCUAAAAUCUCAAUACAACCGCUACACAAUGCUACUGUCUAACCAUAUGUAGAGUGUACAUGCAGACGGAAUCUUUAUCAGGUUGUACCCUGUGAUGCUUCUUAACACCUAAUCGAACUUGAGCAGGUCCUUUGUUCUUAAAAAUCAAGUGAAUUUUUUAUUGUCAAGAGAAAAAACUCCAUUUACUUGUCAAGUCAUGGUGUUUGAUGCAACCUGUAGGUUUAAUAACGUUGUUGCAUUGGCUGGUUCAGGAUCUUCGACCAACCCUUGUACUGUCAAGUGUCAACUGUCAUUGAAUUAUGCCAUCUUGUUGAUCUUGCAGUUGAUGAAUCAUGUACUGAUUCUGAACCUUUUUCUUUCUUUUUUUCAGAUGCAUGGGGAGAAUUAUCCAGAAACCACCAACACUUUGCGCCGCCACCAGAGUUCGUCUGUGUAUGAAUGCACAUCCCAUGCUUUCAGGUGAUGCUCCUGCAGUCCUGUUUAACAUCAGAUCGUCCUCCGGCAGCCGCAAUUCAUCCACAACACAGGUGAUGCUCCUGCAGUCAUGUUUACCAAUACAUCCUUGACCGAAAUUAGUUGUCUAUAAAAAACUGUGGCAUCAAGAGGCAUGUAUGUAACAAACAAGCAGUAGUAUUAGGGAAACUCAAGAUAUUAUUAGGCAUAUAGUCCAGACAUGGAAACCCCCCCAACUGGACCAACUACUCCCUAAUACUAUCAGAGUAACAACCAGGGAAACCAAUACACAACUAAACUGCACAAUCUAUUAUGAUUUCUACACAAUUGGAAGGCCACGGGCGCACCGCAGCCGUCUAGUGUCCUCUACAUCGAGGGCGGCUCAGCCUGGAUGUACAGGCAACAAUAAAUGGUGGAUAGGAAUCCUGGCAUGGAAGAAGAAGGAUGGAAGAUUCAGCAGCACACGAGAGCAUCGAUUGGCCUCCUUUUCGGGUGAGCACAGCGCGCCGCACCGUAUGAUCAUCAUCAUCAUCUGGGGGGAAACAAGUUAAUGCAUCCCUAACCCCGUGGCUAUUCAAUGGGUUUAGGUUAGUUAGCAGGACCCGUAUUCCACAUGGAACGGGAGGGAGAAGGGAAAGAGAGGAAUUGAAUGGGGGCAUGCCAUGCCAUGCAGAUUAUGCAAGCAAGCACAUCAAUUGCAUGCUGGAACAGUUGGUUGUUGCUGCUGCUCCAAUCCAUGUUUGUUCUUGUAUCCUCUUUUUCAUGAGCUUCUAGAACGUCUUUUUUUGUGUGUGUGUGUGGUUGUGACUUGUGGGAGUACAUGCAUUCCACCCAUUUUAUUGUCUAGGGCGGUUGGCAACAUUUAUGGGUUGCUGAUUCAUGCAUUGUAGUAGUAGUACUAGAAUUGAUGUAGGAGGAGGCGCGUUAGUUUUGUUUGGCCUGAUCACUUCUUAUUUUAUGUCUGACAAAUUUGUGGUGAUUUUUGCACACACACACAAAAAGAAAACACUUUAUACUCUAGGGAAGUUGGCAACAUUUAUUGGUUAUUGAUUCAUGCAAUGUAGGAUUGAUGUUGGAGGUAUGUUAGCUUUGUUUUGGCCUGGUUUAUUUUUUAUUUCAUGUCUAUAAAUUUGUAGUAAUUUUCGUAAAAAAAAUUAAAAAAAAUUGUGGUGAGACAAGGAGUUGGAUUGCUUUUCCAAGUACUCCCUCCGUUCCUAAAUAUAAGUCUUUCUAGAGAUUCCAAUGUACACUACAUACGGAGCAAAAUGAGUGAAUCUACGCUCUAAACUACGCCUAUAUACAUCUGUACGUAGUCCAUAUUGCAAUCUCUAGAAAAACUUAUAUUUAGGAAGGGAGGGAGUAGUAGUAAUCCUUAGCUCCAAAUAUUCGGUUCCCCUCAGAAUCUAGUAGGAUUCACGGAGGGGGGAAAACACAGCUUCUGACGGAUGUAAUUUUUGUGAUAUAAAUGUUCUGUCGCCAGACACCAGGCAUCAAUCGAGUGCAAGAAAGAAGAAGUAUGAAUCAGUCCUUCCGUUGGUGCUGGAAAACAUACUACUGUAGUUUCUCUUCAAGUCCAAUGGAAUUAAAGGAAGGAAAAAAAUGUCUAGUCCUUUUUGGGGCCGCUGUGUAUUUAUUUCUGCCCGGUACUACUACAGUUUUUCCCUUUUUGCGAGACAGUGAAAAGUGACCACGCACUAGGUACUACUACCAAGCUUUGAUUUGACAGCCGGGCCGGCAUCACUCAGUUCUUGGACGGAACACGUAGGUAAAUCGUGACCUUGGAAACUGCCGUACCAAUUAAGCCCACAUAGUUCCGAACCCAAGAUCGCUAUCGGCCAAGCGUAUAUUUGUCUCCGGUCUGGGUUUAUUACGCGUCGAAGUUUGGCCGUCGAUUUGACUAGUAAAAUGUAAGUUAUAUGUCAUGAAGGUUGUACGUUCAGAUUCAUAUUCGAACCAAGUUUCCAAUGGUACUAUUUUUCUGACAUACUACUUAUAUUUUGCUAGUUAAAUUUAUUGUCAAAGCUUUACUCAAAAUAUGAGGGGAACUUAUAAAUCCUUGAUUCAGAUACUCAUUUAGUCAGAUGUUGAUUUGAACCCCAAGAACUUAGUAGGAUUUACUAUUUUCAGAGAGAGAAAAAGCUUGUGAUGAAUAUAAUUUUUGAAAAAUUAUGUAUAACUAGAUUCACCAAACAUCAGCUGGAUGCAAGAAAGAAUUAAAGGAAAGAAAAAGUCCAGUCCCUUUCGGAGCGUUAUGUAUUUAUUUGCGCCGAGUACAAUUGACAGAGAGACGUGACCACGUACUACUAAGCUUUGAUUUUUUUUUGCGGGUGGUACUAGAUUUUUUGUCCAAAAGGACCCCCUGCCGAGAUGAAUUGACAAAAAAGACUACCUCUAGAUCAUUUUGACAAAAAGGACCCCCUCAGCGGUGGCGGCAGGCGCGGCAGGCGACACGUGGCACCUGCCGCCACGCCAGGAGGCGGCUGGCCCGGCCGCCACCGCAGGAGGCGGCCACGCCAGCCGAACGGAAUCUCCACUGUGCGUCGCGCCGCGACGGAACGGGGCGGGCCAGGUGGGCCCGGCCGCCACCGGGCGAGGCGGCCAGCCCUGGCGCAGUCGCUGCCUGGGCGACAGGCCCUGAUGCGAGCGGGCCCCGCCGGUGGGCCUCGCCGCCACUGGCUGAGGCGGCCACCCCUGCUGACAGCAGCUGGUGCACGCUGACUGUGCACGGAAGGCGAGGUCCUGGCACUGAUUCCCACGCGCGAAAACUGGCGGGGCGGGAAUCACUCUGGCUCGUUGUGUUGUUUUUGCUGAUUCCGACGCGCGGCAAACGACGAAUUUCACGGGCGAAAAUCACUCUGGCUUGUUGCUUUGCUUUUGCUCCUUGCAUGCUGUUGCUGAUGAUGUUGAUUUUCACGCGUGGGAAUCCGAGGCUGCCGACACUACAGGGAUCCUCUCCCUUUUAUAUGCCAUGCUUUAGCUCCGUGCGCAAGCACUCUGUAACCUCGUUCCUCUCCUUUGCUUUCUAAGUCUCUAAGUACAGAGAGAAAAGAAAGCUCAGUAAGCACUUUCACUCGUGAUUUAGGGCGAUUUAGAGUUGGAUUUGGAGGAUGAUGAAGUUGAAGAAAAGAUAGAUUAAGGUAGGAGAGGGAUAUGCUCAGGACACACCUGAUGUUAAUUGGGGUGAUGAGAACACCCAACGCGGCGUCAACAUAGGCCUCCGGGGAGCAUCACAUGAUCAUGGCGUCAACACAGGCCUCCGGGGGAGCAUCACAUGAUCUUGGCGACACGGUUACGUCAUUAGUUACAGAGUUCUUCGGAGGGGACGUUAUUGGCCCAUCUUUUAUCCCCCGGAGUCACAACCAUACGCCUACAAUUAUGCUUCAGGUUCGCAACAAGGAUUCGCGACUCCACCACCUACGCAGGACUCGCAGACACAUGAAGCCGAAUUGGAGUACGACCGCGGUCUUCGUGUGCCCCGGCCACCUAAUCGCUUGUCGCCUUCCGGUCGUAAGGAAAGGCCAGGUGGUCGUCGUUAAGUAGGGUGAUUCAUCUAUGCACGUGCGCGACCCAUUGUAUCUACAUAUGUGUGUAUCAGACUUUUCAAUUUGAACAUCUAUGUAUGCUGAAAUAAAAAUGCACCGGUCAGGAACAA